AAACCAAUCUGGAUUUAGAAACGGCGACGAUUUCGUUGCUUCGGAGUCCGCCACAACAAAUGGCACUCCCUUUCCAUCUCCAACCUACGACCCUCUUCCUCACCAAAUUCCCCAAACCCCUCUCCCCACUCUGCUACUUCACCGCCACCAUGUCAAACGAGGCUGACCCAACAAAACCAACUUCCCAAAACACCCUCCAAACCCCACAAAACUACCCUGUGCCACUCUCCCCCCCACUCCCUCCCAUCUCCAAGAACAUAGAGCUCACCAGAGCCACGUCGGCCUCUUCUAAUUCCGGCCUCUUCACUCUGUCACCAACCCAUGUGCUGUACCACGAUGAGUGGCUCAUUGCUGUGAACAAGCCUCAGGGGGUCUACUGUGAGACCGUACUCGCCUCGGUACCUCAGCUUCUCUGUGACUCGGCCGACUCGGAAGGGACCAAGGUCAACUUUCCAGAGCUUCAUCUUGCUAAUCGACUUGAUCGUGACACCAGUGGUGUUAUGAUGAUAACAAAGUCCCACAAAGUAGCUUCUAAGCUUGUCAAGGCAUUCACUGAUCACAAGGUUACCAAAACAUACAUUGCACUCUGUGUUGGUCCAGCUCCAAGAUGGGAAAAAAUAACCAUCAAAUCAGGUCAUGGCCGGUCGAAGUUUGGGGUCUGGCGUGUGUAUGCUGCGUCAGAUGUGGGUCGGACGCUACCUGGUGGGUCACUAGUCAAGGACAUGGAAACAUCAUUUGAAGUAUUAUCAAUAAAUGGACAAGGGAGCUUCAAAGAGCUAUCUGAAUUUAGGAAAGAUGAAGAAAAUACUAUAGUAGUUGAAGAGAAAGCGGUACCAGAGAGUGAUGUGAACAAGGAUGAGAUAUUGAUAAGAGCUUAUCCUCGGAGUGGAAGAACACAUCAAAUUCGCUUGCAUUGUCAGUAUCUUGGAAUUUCUAUUAGAGGAGAUGUGAAAUAUGAGGGCAUCUAUGAGUGGAAAGGGAGAAUUUAUGAUGGCCACGAACUUCAUGCAGAGAGCUUGUCGUUUGAGCACCCUGUUACUGGUCUUCCAAUCAUGUUUCAAGCACCUGUGCCUUCAUGGGCCAGGCAGGCAGUGCAGCACUAAUAUCAAAAUGGCCUCCUUGUUUACUGUGUGGACUUCUAUGGCUGGGGAGGAUUCUCCCAACAUAAUGAGGAAAACUGAUAUUAGACAGUUUGCUUUUCUGAGGUGCAAACUGGAAAUUUUAUCCAUGGACAUGAUGCUAUAGAUUUUAGGCGGAUGUCAACUGUCAAGUAUAGCCAAUUCAUGUUGAUGGCGUUGGUUUUUUCACUCUUUCAAUUCCCAGAUUGUUCUCUAUGUAAAAGGUAUUUUGCUAAAAGCAAAAGGCAAGGGCUUCAAGCACAAUCCCUCCUGUUGCAAGUGCAGCACUUUCCUCGCCAUCACUUCUCUGUCAGCUGUCGCAGAAAGCUGCCAAAAACAUCUUCAUUUAGGCUUCACUUACCCUGAUGUUGCUUCAGAAGAUGUUGUGACAAGUGUUUUAGGACGUCAUAUGCAUAAAGAGCGCAUGCUGAAAUUAUCAACAUCAUGAGGUCACUUUUCUCAUUUGAAAAAAUUAAUUCAUAUGGAAAUAUUGGAUCAAUUUCCUAUAGCAAUUUAAUUUUUUUUCCUGAUUUUUGGGCAUGAGCUCUCAACCACAAAGUAUGGAAGAAAUGCCGAAUUUAAAUAUGUUAUCCAAAUUUGUGCACAUAAUUUUGAAUAAUGGUACGCUUUCUUUUUCUGUUAAA
This is a messenger RNA of Alnus glutinosa, 1762 nucleotides long. Its product is annotated as RNA pseudouridine synthase 1. The coding region runs from base 60 to 1103 and encodes 347 amino acids. The transcript is spliced from 2 exons. Lineage: Eukaryota; Viridiplantae; Streptophyta; Magnoliopsida; Fagales; Betulaceae. The record is from RefSeq and is a predicted model, not a curated record. Gene Ontology annotation, biological process: pseudouridine synthesis. Gene Ontology annotation, molecular function: pseudouridine synthase activity; RNA binding.